Molecule: messenger RNA, 2770 nt
Organism: Copidosoma floridanum
Lineage: Eukaryota; Metazoa; Arthropoda; Insecta; Hymenoptera; Encyrtidae
Product: putative ATP-dependent RNA helicase DDX23
Molecular function (GO): RNA helicase activity; ATP binding; nucleic acid binding
Source: RefSeq, a predicted model, not a curated record
CGCUGUGUGUUUUGGGAGUUUGAGGUUAUUAUUAUGUUGCAUUGGCAAAAUAUAUGUACGGUACUUUUCAUGUCAGUGUAUUUAUUUAUUUAAAGUUCGAUUUUCAUAUAUUAUUGAAACUUAAAUUAACAAUCAACGGAUAAAAAAUUCUUCCACAUUAAUAGGCACUCAGUUCAUAAUCGUACUGCGACUAAAAAUUUUCGUGUUUGAAUGUAGACUCGAGGUAAAGUGAAUAAAAAUGAACCACGACAAGAAGUCAGGUAGACGAAGUAGGUCUAGAGAAAGAGACCGGGACAGAGAGUAUAGAGAGCGAAGGAGAUCUCGGAGCCGCUCGAAGGACAGGAAAAAAGACAGGAAGCGUUCCAGGUCACGCGAGCCCGACAAGUUCCGCUCGCGUGACAAAGACAAGGACAUCGACAGAAGCCGGGACAAGCGUGAUAACAGGGACAGUAAGGAUGCAAAGGAUGUCAGGUCCAAAGACGACAGGAGGCGCAAGACGAGCCCUGGUGGUCACGCUGACGAUGGUAAAAAAGAUGCCAAAAGCCAGGCCAAAAAGGACGAGGAUGCCAAGGAAGCCGAAGAGUCGGAGCAAAAGCAGGAUAAGCCCAAAAAAGAGCCCCUCAGUCUUGAAGAGCUGUUGGCAAAGAAAAAGUCUGAAGAGGAGGCCCGUGCCAAGCCCAAGUUUCUUACCAAAGAGGAACGAGUGGCUGCAGCCCUGAAAAAGCGUGAGGAGUCGGUCCAGGCUAUGAAGAAACAACAAGAGGAACAGAGGAAGUCGUUCUCGCAAACUGACAACUCGGUCUCAAGUGGUCAUAAAGUAUGGGACGACCGGGAAAGGCGCAAAGAAAAUCAGAGAGCUCGAGAUGAGGAUGUCAAAGACAAGGACAAAGAAAAAGAAGUUGAAGCCAUUAAAGAGCGUUAUUUGGGACUUGUGAAAAAGAAGCGUCGUGUCAGAAGAUUGAAUGAUCGUAAGUUUGUGUUUGAUUGGGAUACCUCGGAAGACACUUCUGUGGAUUAUAAUAAUAUUUACAAGGAGAGGCAUCAGGUACAGUUCUUUGGAAGAGGCAACGUUGCGGGUAUCGAUAUCAAAGCUCAAAAACGUGAUCAAAGCAAGUUUUACGGUGAACUGUUGGAAAAGAGAAGAACAGAGGCUGAAAAAGAACAAGAAAAGGUAAGAUUAAAAAAAGUAAAACGGAAAGAGGAAAAACAGAAAUGGGAUGAUCGACACUGGACAGAAAAGGCAAUAGAUGAAAUGACUGAACGAGAUUGGCGAAUUUUCCGAGAAGACUACAAUAUUACCAUCAAAGGGGGUCGCAUACCUGAUCCUAUUCGAUCUUGGAAAGAGUCUGGUUUUCCAAAGGAAAUUUUAGAUAUCAUUGAUAAAAUAGGCUACAAAGACCUUACACCAAUUCAACGACAAGCUAUUCCGAUUGGCAUACAGAAUCGUGAUAUCAUUGGUGUCGCAGAAACUGGUUCUGGUAAAACGUUGGCCUUUUUAAUACCACUUUUAUUGUGGAUCACAAGCCUCCCUAAAAUAGAACGCAUAGAAGAAGCAGAUCAGGGCCCUUACAGUAUCAUAUUAGCCCCAACACGUGAAUUGGCUCAACAAAUCGAGGAAGAAACUAAUAAAUUUGGUCAACCACUAGGCAUCAGGACCGUCGUUGUUGUGGGUGGUAUGUCAAGAGAAGAACAGGGAUUAAAAUUGAGAAUGGGUUGCGAGAUUGUAAUUGCGACACCUGGUCGAUUGAUAGAUGUCCUAGAAAAUAGAUAUCUAGUUUUGAACCAAUGCACAUAUAUUGUUCUGGACGAAGCCGAUCGGAUGAUAGACAUGGGUUUCGAGCCCGACGUCCAGAGAAUCCUUGACUUCAUGCCAGUGACGAAUCUCAAACCAGACAAUGAAGAUGCCGAAAACGAGGAAAAGCUUUUGGCCAAUUACAAUACGAAAAAGAAGUACAGGUCGACUGUCAUGUUUACGGCAACUAUGCCGCCGGCAGUGGAAAGGCUUGCCAGAACUUAUCUAAGACGGCCGGCCGUCGUUUACAUCGGUAGUAUUGGUAGGCCUACCGAGCGUACGGAACAAAUCAUACACAUUAUGGGUGAGGCUGAUAAGAGGAGAAAACUCAUGGAGAUUCUUAGUCGUGGCGUGGAGCCACCCAUCAUCAUUUUCGUUAACCAAAAGAAAGGUGCCGACGUACUGGCCAAAGGGCUUGAAAAGUUUGGGUACAAUGCUUGUACACUUCAUGGUGGUAAAGGACAAGAACAGAGAGAGUACGCUCUUGCGUCACUCAAGGGUGGAAGCAAAGACAUUCUCGUUGCCACCGACGUCGCUGGUCGAGGUAUCGACAUCAAAGACGUAUCAAUGGUCAUUAAUUAUGACAUGGCCAAGUCUAUUGAAGAUUACACGCAUCGUAUCGGAAGAACCGGUCGUGCUGGGAAAAAUGGUAUCGCUAUAUCUUUCUGUACAAAGGAUGACAGUCACUUGUUUUAUGACCUCAAGCAGAUCGUUUUGUCCAGUCCUAUUUCAACUUGUCCCCCAGAGCUUCUUAACCAUCCAGAUGCACAGCACAAACCGGGAACAGUUGUCACUAAAAAGCGAAGGGAGGAAAAGAUUUUUGCUUAAAAAUCUCCGAUUUUAUAAUGAUAAACUUUGUACUGACCAAAAUACCAUCUUUUUAACACAAUGUGGAUUUACGUUGAAAAUUGACACACCUAUCGAUGAAAGUUCAAUGUAUUGGUCAGAUUAUUCAAUAAACUUUGUUAUGCGUUUAAA